Erpetoichthys calabaricus (reedfish) is the source of this 884-nucleotide messenger RNA. RefSeq names its product granzyme A-like. The record is from RefSeq and is a predicted model, not a curated record. Gene Ontology annotation, molecular function: serine-type endopeptidase activity. Lineage: Eukaryota; Metazoa; Chordata; Cladistia; Polypteriformes; Polypteridae. The coding region runs from base 36 to 791 and encodes 251 amino acids. The transcript has 5 exons. Gene Ontology annotation, biological process: proteolysis.
UCAGUGGAUCAGUGCCACCAGCCAAAGUAAACACAAUGAAGAAGCAGGCGAGUUUUCCUCUUUUAGUUGUAGCCUUCAUGUUGGUGACUUAUGAGGGUGAUUGUGUGGAAAUUGUUGGUGGGAGAGAGGUCCAAAAUCAUUCGAGACCCUACAUGGCGUAUCUCAGCACUAUGUGUGGCGGCGCUUUGAUUAAACCAGACUGGGUGUUGACAGCAGCACACUGCAAAAAGUUAAAUCAAAUUGAAGUGACUCUUGGAACUCAUUUACGAAUAGAAAAAGAACCAACAAGACAGAAAUUUCAAGUGAAGACUGCUGUUGUUCAUCCUUACUUUAAUAAUAAUACAUAUGUGAAUGAUAUAAUGCUCCUUAAGCUGAAUGCAAGCGCAACAUUGAACAAAUAUGUUUCACUCCUUCCACUUCCCAAACAUGGAGAAGAUGUCGAAGCAGGAACCAACUGCAGUGUUGCUGGAUGGGGUGCUACCAAGUUUGGUCGUUAUCUAGUAGACAAGAUGAGAGAAACAAAUGUUACUGUUGUAGAAAGAAAUGUGUGCAACAGUGCCAGCUACUAUGAAGAAAUACGCAUAACAGAACACAUGCUGUGUGCAGGUGAUCCAAAUGGAGACCAAGACACCUGUGAGGGAGAUUCAGGAGGCCCAUUACUGUGCAAUGGGAUCUACAGAGGAAUUGUCUCCUUCGGUAAAGGUUGUGGGCUGCCUAGAAAACCAGGUGUCUACACGCUCCUUACAAAAGAGUAUCUCAAAUGGAUACAAGGACUAAUUGAGGAUUAUUAAAUGUAAAUGCUUGUUUCAUGCAUCAGCGCCUCUUUCUAUGGUGCUGCUGCUGCUUGCUAUUAUUUUUAUUGUUUCAGAUUAUGCAAUAUACAG